Molecule: messenger RNA, 1128 nt
Organism: Solanum pennellii
Lineage: Eukaryota; Viridiplantae; Streptophyta; Magnoliopsida; Solanales; Solanaceae
Exons: 3
Coding region: 42-986 (314 amino acids)
Source: RefSeq, a predicted model, not a curated record
UCUUCUCCUCCAGCCCCUUUUCAAUUCCAGACCAUUUUCAAAUGAACCCGAUCCGCAAACUCUCAUCAGCCUUUCUCAAAGAACCCUUCAUAAACCCCACCUUCUUCGCCGCCGUCCGCCGGCGGUUGUCGACCAAAAGUGGCAACGACGAAUGGAACGACGCCUGGGAAGCUGCGUGGCUUCCCGACGACCUUUCUGGAAAGAAUCGACCUCCAUGGGAAGCCGACGUAAAUUUUGCACUUCCUGACGACACCAGCAACACUACUGAAAUUACCCAAAUUGAGCCUAGAGUUUCGGAAGUUGAUGCGGAAACUAAAGCCUUUGUGGAGGAUAUGAAUGAGAAUUGGCACUUAAGAAAGGGGAAGCAGAAAAAUGGCAGUGAGGGAAUAGUUAUGAACGAAAAUGGAAGUUCGCUUUAUAGUUUGGAGAAUAUAAAGAAGGAUUAUAGGUUGAAGAAGCAGAGAGUUCAUGCGGGUUUGUGGUUGAAGGAGAUUGAGAAGAUGGAAGAGGCUAAGCUUGGGGAUUCUAUUGGUGGUAGUGGCAAUGGUGAUGAUAUUGAAAAACUUCUCGAUAGCUGCUCAGAGAUUUUUGAUUCACCUAAUGAUGAUUCAAGCAAUUCAAACACAACUUCUGAGUUCAAAAACAAACCUGAUGGUUGGGAAACGACUUCAAAAACACAAGAUGGGAAUAUAUGGGAGAUGUCACAAAGAGAAGAAGAUAUCUUAGUCCAAGAAUUUGAACGCCGAAUUGCAUUCAACAAGUUCCAGAUUGCCAGUUUUAUUAAAACCCAUAUAUUUAGUCGGAGGAGGCCUAUAGACGGUUGGAAGUAUAUGAUAGAGGAGAUCGGGCCAAAUGCCAGAAAAGGGAAGGGUAGUGUUUCAAGGUUACCUAGUAUAGCAGAUGCAUCAACUCGACCUUUCAGGGAGGAAGAAACAUCGUCAAACACUACUUUCUCCUCUAAUCGAGGGAGGACUGAAAGGAGGUAGCAUUUUGUAAAUUCUUUUUCUUGGAACGAGUGACAUUGCCAAAUCUGAGUAUGCAUGUUGAAAAUUAGUGUUGAACUUGUAAGUUCUAUUGAAUUAACAAAAUUUUUUCAUAGGCCUUUAUGGAAAUUAUUUUCUUAUCCAU